AUGGCAGGGGAGGAGAAAGGGAUACCAAAGGGCCCACGGAAGGCACUCUUCUGGAGAAAGGCCAAUGCUGAUGCUGAUGGCGAGCGUCAGAAGACCGAAAAGUCUAAAUGGAGCAUGGGAAUGCUGAAUGAUAAAAAGACUAUAGAGGUUCCAGGAUCUGUCUUGCUCCUUGCCCAGGGUCGAAAUGAGCCUCUUGGGCUUCGAAAUGCGCCGGCUAGGACAUCUCAUUCUUCCCUUCCCACAGGCUAUCCACAACCAGCGCCGCCACAGCCAGCAUCCAGGGAGCAGGAUGACAAGAAAUUGACCAAAGACGGGCAGAUUAUCUUAGAUCCGCAGCCGGAUGAUUCACACAACGAUCCCUUAAACUGGCCAACAUGGCGUCGGGACUCUGCUUUGCUUACCUUAGGUCUUUACUGUAUGGUUGGAGGUGGAACGACACCCAUUAUCGCAGCUGGUUUCACUGAUGUCGCGAAGGAUUAUAAUAUAAAUGUCGCCGACGUAUCACUUACUACAGGUUUGUAUAUGAUGGGUCUUGGAAUUGGUUGUGUUAUCUUCUCGCCUACUGCUAUCCUGUACGGCAAACGACCAGUUUACCUUUUCAGUGCCAUAAUAUUCGUCAUAUCGACUGUAUGGUGUGCUCUAUCACCUAACUUUACCUCACUCAUACUGGCUCGUAUCUUUCAGGGAAUCGCUGUGAGCCCGGUCGAAUGUCUCCCGUCUGCUACUAUCGCUGAGAUAUUCUUCCUGCACGAGAGAGCGUACCGCAUUGGUGUGUAUACUCUAUUAUUGCUUGGUGGGAAGAACUUGGUCCCUCUCGUAAGUGCUGCUAUUAUCGAACGCCUCGAAUGGCGCUGGGUAUUCUGGAUCCUUGCAAUAGUUGUUGGUGUUUGUGGCAUCCUUCUAUUUUUCUUCGUCCCCGAGACCUUCUGGGACAGAACUCCAGUACCAAGAUCACGUAAACAUCCAAAGCGCCCUACCAUUUUUAGUAGGAGGUCCUCGGCCCGACAAGUCUCGAAGUCACAUCUAAGCGGGAAUGCUGUUCCCACCGGCGAGAAGCCAGAAGGUGCGAGUGACGAGAAGCCUACAGGAACUCGCCAUGAGGAUAUAUCAAAGGAAACGCAGCCGCGGCAUAAGAAAACCCACGUUGGAUUUGCGCCCGGUCCUGAGGGGGAAUCAGCAACAGAUUUAGGAUACGCACACGCCCAGUCUGUACCAGCGACAGGUUCUACGGCACCGCUUAAUGGUAGAAACGAUAGAAACGAUAGAGACGAUAGAGACGAAUAUACAGCAGCUGGAGAGGAGAUAACUGCUGUACCCACGACGACGGCCGAUGAUAUCCCACACACUCCCCGUCCGAUUGCUAGCCGCACACAGUCGCAUAGCAGUGCAUGGUCACGGGCUAACUGGGAUGGCUCAGGGCAUCUUAGCUCGUCAACGCCAGACUCGCGUAGUUUCCAUUCGCCAUUCUAUCAGCGUCAUACUGAUGAUUAUUUCCGAACGGAGGAGGGGAGCGUGCCUCAUCCGGCUCCAGGAACCGUUCAUUCUGAUACCGAGAGCGAGAAGAUAUCGUUCUCAAAUUUAGCGACGAUAACCACGGGACAGGCUUACACACACGCUUUGCGAAACGCACCGCCAAAAUCCUUUACCCAGCAGUUGAAAGUGCACCAUGGGCGGCUUAGCCAAGACAAAUGGUGGAAGGUAGCUAUUCGUCCUCUAAUCCUCUUUUCAUACCCCUCAGUCCUAUGGUCGGCCGCGGUAUACGCCUGCUCGAUCGGCUGGUUGAUCGUGAUAUCGGAAUCAGUGGCUGUCAUCUAUCGAGAAGGUAGUUAUAAGUUUAGCGCGUUGGGAACGGGCCUUGUCUACAUAUCACCUUUCGUAGGUGGUGUUCUAGGCACGGCCGUGGCAGGCAAGGUUAGCGAUAUCAUCGUUAGGGCGAUGGCACGGAGGAAUGGUGGUCUAUACGAGCCCGAGUUCCGGCUCGUGAUGGCCGCGCCAAUUUUGGUGACCACGGUCAUCGGGCUCAUGGGAUUCGGGUGGUCAGCUUACGACAACGACGCUUGGAUUGUUCCGACCAUCUUUUUCGGAGUGGUCUCGUUCGGUUGCUCGCUGGGUUCUACGACAUCGAUCACAUUUUGCGUGGACAGCUACAGGCAGUAUGCAGGAGAGGCUUUAGUCACUCUAAACUUCAGCAAGAACAUAUUUCACGGACUAGUAUUUAGUCUAUUCGUCACCGAAUGGCUUACGAGUGAGGGUUCUAAGACGGUGUUUAUCUGGAUCGGCAUUAUCCAACUCAUUUUGCUCCUAUUUACGAUACCCAUGUACAUCUAUGGCAAGAGGGCUCGCAUGUGGACUGUUAGAAAGAAUUUUAUGGAAAAGUUCUAG
Molecule: messenger RNA, 2382 nt
Organism: Daldinia childiae
Lineage: Eukaryota; Fungi; Ascomycota; Sordariomycetes; Xylariales; Hypoxylaceae
Exons: 4
Coding region: 1-2382 (793 amino acids)
Biological process (GO): transmembrane transport
Molecular function (GO): transmembrane transporter activity
Source: RefSeq, a predicted model, not a curated record